AUGGCUGAUUCAGAUGUUAAAAAAGUUACUAAAGGAGAAAAGAAGACUCGUGAAGCUAUGAAAAAAUUAGGUUUAGCUCCAGUCAGUGAUAUCUUCCGUGUUACCAUUAAACAAAAAGAAGGUGUCUUAGUUGUUGUUGCUGAACCAGAAGUUUAUGCUUCCCCAUCAGGUGAAACCUACGUAGUUUUCGGUGACCACUCAUUCGAUGAUAUCGCCAGUCGUUUACAAAAAGCUGUCCCAAAGGCCAACGUUGAUGACAUCGUCAAAGCUGCCAUGCCAGCACCAACUGCCGUCAAAGAAUCUGAAGAAUCAGAAGAAAUCGUCGCUCAAGCCGUCGACAGCUUUGAUUACAAAGGUGUCAACCCAAAGGAUGUCGAAGUCGUCAUGAAGGAAACUAAAGCCUCAAGAGAAAAAGUCGUUGAAACUUUAAUUGCCACCAAAAACGAUCUCGUCUCUGCUGUCUUAGAACUCACCACCAACUAA
Dictyostelium discoideum AX4 is the source of this 483-nucleotide messenger RNA. RefSeq lists its product as hypothetical. Bases 1 to 483 code for a protein of 160 amino acids. The record is from RefSeq and is a predicted model, not a curated record. Lineage: Eukaryota; Evosea; Eumycetozoa; Dictyosteliales; Dictyosteliaceae. Gene Ontology annotation, cellular component: nucleus; cytoplasm; nascent polypeptide-associated complex. The transcript has 2 exons.